CAACAAUCUUUCCUCUCAAAGUCCUCUCUAAUAUCUCAUUUUCUAGUAGUGAGUGUAGCGAACGUGGCCCCGUGGAUUACCACCGUUGGUGCGGGAACCUUGGACCGAGACUUUCCCGUGGAGCUUCGUCUCGGAAACCGGAUGAAAUAUCCGGGCCUUUCAUUUUAUAAUAACAACCAUACUCUUCCCGCCGGAGAGAUGCUCCCGUUCGUGCAUGCUGGAAACGUCAGCAGCAGCGGCAACUCCACCGCCGCGGGUUUCUGUUUGGAAGGCACUCUCGAUCCAAAAAAGGUGCAGGGCAAAAUAGUAUUUUGCAAUCGCGGAGAGAAUGGCAGGGUUGCCAAGGGUAAGGUGAUCAAAGCAGUAGGUGGAAAAGGAAUGGUGUUGGCAGACGGGAUAACGGAUGUGUUUCCGGUGGCAGAUGUCCAUGUACUGCCAGCAAUAGCGGUAGAUUAUGAAACCGGCAAAGAGAUAGAGAAGUACCUGCUAUCAUCGUCGGGUAGUGGUAAUAAUAAUGGUAAUAACACGGCCAAAGCCGCAACAGCUACAAUGACCUUCUAUGGGACGAGGGUAGGGAUGAAACCAUCGCCCGUUGUCGCAUCGUUCAGCUCGAGAGGCCCGAAUCCUAUAACCCCGGAGAUUCUCAAGCCGGAUUUGAUUGCACCAGGAGUCAAUAUAUUGGCCGCGUGGACCGGCGGGGUAAGUCAAACCAAGGUAGAAAACGAUCCCAUUGUCGAUUUCAACAUCGACUCGGGGACCUCUAUGUCUUGUCCUCACGUCAGUGGCAUCGCAGCAGUGCUCAAAGCAGCCAACCCGGAAUGGAGCCCGGCAGCAAUCCGGUCCGCUCUCAUGACAACGGCCUAUAUGCAAUACCCCGAUGGCGCUGGCACGCUGAUUGACGAUGCCACGAGAAAGCAAGCCACUCCAUUUGAUUUCGGUGCAGGCAUGGUCAGUCCCGGGCUGGCACUCAACCCGGGACUUGUCUAUGACAUGAACUCAAGAGACUACCUCCAUUUCCUCUGCCCCUUGAACUACACCUCCAAGCAACUCCAAACUCUCACUAGGGACAAAUCCCUCACAUGUGAUCCCAAGGAGAUUUAUAGCCUCACUCAUUUGAACUACCCUUCAUUCGCCAUUACUUUUGCUUUACAUAAGGGAGCCGCCGUCAUCCAGCAGCCAGCAGUCACGCACGUCAGAACACUGACCAACGUAAGAGACACUGUCGAGUCCUACAAAGUCUCUGUUAGCUUACCAACCUCCUCCUUCGUCAGCAUCUCCGUUGAGCCAGAGAUCCUAAGUUUCAACGGGAAAAAGGAUAAGAAAUCGUACAACGUAACGUUCAUCUCUAACAACAAACCACCACCAAAAAAUACCAAUGUUUUCGGAGUUAUCAAGUGGGUCUCUAGCGAUGGAAAGACCACGGUUCAAAGUCCUGUGGCCGUUUCUUGGUAUUACGACUCUUGAUCGACGAUCCAUCUUUAAACACACAACCGAACAACUAUCCAUAUGUGAUCCAUAACCACCUCAUGCAUGCUAUAUAUGGAAUUUGAGGGAUUAUUACACAACCAGAUCGAGUCAUCAUAGGUAUUUCGUUCGUACUGUAGUGUAUGAUAAUUAUGCCUGGAUAUCUUUUUUUUGUCCUAAAUUUUAGUGUACGUCUUUCUUUUUGGUUCUUAUAAGGUCGUCUUCAGUCUAGUUUCAAAGUUGUGGGCUUUGGUUCUUGAUCCUACAUAUACUAUUUCACUUGUGUCUUGUGUGUUUGUUGUAACGUCAUUGUUAUGGAGGAAUAUGCAACUUAUUAAUUGUUUUUCUUGGUGAAA
Messenger RNA from Cuscuta epithymum, 1820 nucleotides. NCBI's taxonomy places the organism in Eukaryota, Viridiplantae, Streptophyta, Magnoliopsida, Solanales, Convolvulaceae. The record is from the annotation of a GenBank genome assembly.